Ixodes scapularis (black-legged tick) is the source of this 1030-nucleotide messenger RNA. RefSeq names its product meiotic recombination protein REC114. The transcript has 5 exons. The record is from RefSeq and is a predicted model, not a curated record. Bases 81 to 668 code for a protein of 195 amino acids. Lineage: Eukaryota; Metazoa; Arthropoda; Arachnida; Ixodida; Ixodidae.
AUCAUCGCCUUCGUGGCGCGAAAUCUGCGAAGUGUCGAAGAUAGCUCUUGGCGGAAUAGAUCGGGAAAUUCGGAAUAGAAAUGAGCCUGCAAACAGCCCACAAGUUUCCGCUCCGACUAUACUCGAAAUACGUGGAACCUAUGGAAGACGACGUUGCAAGAGACGCGAAAGAUGCUACCAUGGACAGAAGCAACUGGAAUGUGCGGACCAGUACGGACGAGAGCACUUUGUUUGUUCACGUGACCGACAAAGAUAUGAUGCUUGUACAUCAGGGAGUUACCACCUAUGAAUGCGUUUUUCUGCCGAAUUCAAAGGACUGGGUGAAAGGGUCUGUGAAGGGAGACAGCAUCUUGCUGAUCUCAAGGUUUCACGAAGGCAACGAACGAAAAUUUCGAAUUCAGUUUGACCGCUUUGCCGACAAGACCGGGAUCGAGCAGUGCCAGGCAUGCGUCGACAUACUCUCGAAGUACUUCCCCAUCCAUGAUUGCCCAGACGAUCCGCAGGAGAGCCAGCCUACGCUCGACGUUGCCGGAUUCUUCAACCAGCAGUUUGAGUCGCCCGACACCUUGCACCAACUGGUCAAGUCGUGCCUGCAGGACCCAACCUUUCCCCACUUCGUGCAGCAGGUCGAAGCUGUCUUGAACCAAACUCUGGAUGAGCCAUCCUGAACGGUGCAGAGACGCUCACUCUCGCGCAUUGCUAUAAAAAUGUGUGCGUUUGAAUGACCGCCUUUACGGGAACAUCGAGGAGUCGGACAACUUCGACGAGGCUGGGAUCCAUAGGCAGAAAGAGUCUCGUCGCGGAAUUUAAGAAACGUUCGAGACACAAAGCUUGGCAAACACAGAAACCCUUUUUGUUCCAAGAAAAUAAUAAAGCUCAUAAAAAAACAUUCUAAAAACUUUCAUUUGAAUAGUAGCGCCGAGUCACCUGUCAAGCUGAAACGUGAGCCACAACCUUAAAACCUUCACUACACUCCUACACUCUAAAAGCCAUGAACGAUGCCGGACAAAAAAUUGGCAAUUCUAAUAGA